AGCCAAGGGUGCUUCCUUGUGCUGCCUCUCUGCGCCCCGUCCCCGUCUCCACAUGGCCACAGAGCAAGUGAGGGGGCAGCAUGGCCCAGCCCGGGCCCCCAGCCCCCAGAAGCCCCCUGUGGGGGUCGUGGCUCCCAGGAGUGGUGCUGAGGGACAACCCUUGACCAGGAGGAGAAGCAGGAGGGAGAGGGGGCCCCAAGGGUCCCGGAAAGGUGCUGACAGCUCUGGGAGGCAGACCCCGAUCCAGUGCCCCGAGGCCCCAGCGAGCAGCAAGAACCCCUCGAGGCCAGGAGGACAGGAGGAGCCAGCACCUGCGGCGCCCGGGCCAGCCUCUCGUCGCCAGUCCCACCGGCAUCGUCCUGCCUCCCAGCAUGAUGCUGCUCAGAAGACAUAUGGGCCCCUGCUCAACCGCAUCUUUGGGAAGGACCGAGAGCUGGGCCCCGAGGAGCUGGAUGAGCUUCAGGCCGCCUUUGAGGAGUUUGACAGUGACCGUGACGGCUACAUCGGCUACCGGGAGCUGGGCGCCUGCAUGCGGACGCUGGGCUACAUGCCCACUGAGAUGGAGCUCAUCGAGGUCUCCCAGCACGUCAAGAUGCGAAUGGGUGGCCGUGUGGACUUCGAGGAAUUUGUGGAACUGAUGGGCCCAAAGCUGAGAGAGGAGACGGCGCACAUGCUGGGGGUGCGGGAGCUGCGCAUGGCCUUCCGAGAGUUUGACAGGGACAGGGACGGACGAAUCACAGUGGCAGAGCUGCGACAGGCAGCACCAGCUCUCCUCGGGGAGCCGCUGGCGGAUCCUGACCUGGAUGAGAUGCUCCGAAAUGUGGACCUCAACGGGGAUGGCACCGUAGACUUUGAUGGCUCCAGCAGAUUUUCACCUGCCGGCCCCAGACCAGCAGGGUUCACGCUGCAUACCCUCCCCACGGGGCCCCAGGAUGGAAGAGACCAGCAGCCCCCAGGCUUCUUGUGCCCCUGACAACAUCUGGCUGGAGAGUUGGCUUGUCACCUGCCCACCCUCAUCUUCACCUCCUCCCCACCCAAAGUGCUCAACUGCCUGUCAUUCCCCAGUGUGAGCGAGAUUUGAACCUUUCCAGUCCCUUGGGAGGGAAGUAGGCCGCCACCUGGCACUGGCAGCAUUAAAACAUGGGGCAGUUUUGCCCUGGCCAGUGUGGCUCAGUUGGUUGGUCAUCUUGCAC
This is a messenger RNA of Molossus molossus (Pallas's mastiff bat), 1193 nucleotides long. It is a transcript of the gene CABP4, whose product is annotated as calcium binding protein 4. Gene Ontology annotation, molecular function: calcium ion binding. The transcript has 6 exons. Lineage: Eukaryota; Metazoa; Chordata; Mammalia; Chiroptera; Molossidae. The record is from RefSeq and is a predicted model, not a curated record. The coding region runs from base 53 to 973 and encodes 306 amino acids.